This is a messenger RNA of Stereum hirsutum FP-91666 SS1, 1617 nucleotides long. RefSeq lists its product as uncharacterized. The record is from RefSeq and is a predicted model, not a curated record. Lineage: Eukaryota; Fungi; Basidiomycota; Agaricomycetes; Russulales; Stereaceae. The transcript is spliced from 2 exons. Bases 1 to 819 code for a protein of 272 amino acids.
AUGUCCCCAACGUUCGAAUACGAAGUCCCGCUCCGCUCUCCAUCCUCUUCAUCACCAGCAACAAAGCGCUACCACGCAAAUGGCGCGACUCACCACGGCAAAUACUCUCCCUCCACCCGCCCCUCUGACAUCCCACGCAUCCUCGACUCGUCAUACUCCUCUUCCACCUCGUCAUCCCCCACCUCCUUCUCCAUCGACCAGCAAGGUGCUCUCCACGAUCCAGACUACCGCGACUUCCCCGCCAUUCCCACACAUAACACCCGUCGCCGUCCGGCUUGGGAACGCGGUGGUUUCGCCUCGGACGAUGACGAGGACGCCUACAUGAGCCCAGACGAGGACUACGUCGACGAGGACACGUUCGACGAACGCUCCCGUCUGCGUUCCGCCUCUCCGCGCGAACGUCGGCGGCGGUCAGUCGAGCCGCGCUACCCUGCAUACCACACCGCCUCCACCUACAGCUCCCCAUACUACUCGCGUAACUCCUUCGAAGAAUACUCCCGUCCAUCCAUUGUCGACGAGUCGCUCGAGAAGAAGCAGAGGAGGAAGUUGAGGUCAAAGGUAGUGAGUCAGGGUCACGUUCACGUAGAGGAGUCCGCCUGGACUCAGGAGGCAGAGGUGAACGAUCUCGAGGGAGCCGCCAAGGAGAGCACAGAGUCGUCAGAAGAAUAUAUUUCCCAGCAGAUUCAUGAGGCACCAGAGUGGACGCCGACGUGCACGCAGUCCAUUCGCCGCCAAUGGCAAUCAUGGUCUCUCAGCGUCCGCUUUAGCAUCUUCCGCGCUCAACGUCGGUUGAAGCGAAAGGUCAAAGUAGGCGCAUGAUCCUUCACCCCCUUCAUGCCGAUACACGCACACGCCUCUGCCUACUGCAAGCACCUAUGCGCCAUGUUUCCCUCAUCAACGGGACUGGCACAACUUACUCGCAUCGUACAUCUCUACACAUGCGAAACUUUCACGACUCGAGCGACCCGACGAUCACGGCUGCCCGUAUCUGCAUCCGCGUCGGCGAAGCACGACCCCCACGAUCAUCCUCGGCCAUUCACUACGCGACUAGUGGUGCUCGGGCGAGCGAUCGUUCAUGUCAUUGUCCAUUCUAUUCUGUAUAGAGGCGCGGAUUGUACACCCUCAUACCCCUCCAAUCACCUUCCAUCUUCCACCAUUCCCCAUUCUUCACGACCCCUCCGACCCAUCGCGCAUCAUAUUGUACAUAUCCCUCAUCACGCCCUCACGUCCCACCUCGCAUCGAGCGAGCGGGCAAACGUUCCAUAUUGUCUCUUUCAACGUACUUACAACAUCCUUAUGCAUCUCUUUCCUCUUUCGGAGUACAAAUUCGAACUUGUUUUUUGUCUUUGUUUUUUCGCUUUCGCUUUGUGUAUAUUGCAUCCCUCGUUUAUAGGUUUCCUUUCUUCUUCUUUACUACCUCUUUCGACGACUAUAUACUUUUCAGUCGACGCCUUCGAUGUUCGUUGUUCAUGCAAUGGUUAUGGUUCAUGGUUACGGAUACGGAUACGGUCAUGGUUACGAACGAGCAAUAACUACCUUUGUAUAACAGCACAAGCACACAAGCACACACACACUCCUUUUUCCUAUCCCCCUUUUCCCGUUUCUCAUCCUAUCCCC